GACGAUGUAGUCGCAAUCGAGAUGAUGAUACUAGAUUUGUUUAUGGAAGAUAUCGACAACCAACAACACGAAGUCCUUUCAGAUCUCAUCAACAUACCUCAAAGUUACAUGAAGAAGAAGGAAUUUAUGAAACUGCUGACCCUGAUAGGGGCUCACAUCCACGGGGUGAAACCCCAGAUAGUGAAAGGUAUCAUAUACAAUGAUGCAUUUAUUCAAGCUCAACAACCAUUAGCCCGGUGGACGAGUGAAGAAAGAGUUCAACAUCGUGCACCACAGCAGCCACCAUCUCUCGGAUCAACAUCUGGAUCUAUGAUACCAUCUCAUCAACAAAUGCGCACUGAUCCAUUGUCUAUAAAACAUCGCGGCUAUUAUCCAUCUCCGCCCCAUACUGAAAAUAAUGGUCUUAGUAGUGACGAAACCAUUAAUACUCAACUGCAGAGACGAGAAAAUAUUUCAAAUAUUCCUGGAAUCGAUAUAAAUCAUAUAUCUAAAAUUAAAUCAUGCACACUAGAUGAUAACUACAGUUUAGAUUGUAACAUAAAUAAUGGCUCUUUAAAAGGAUUGAACAUCAAUAAUGCUAGUGAUAACGAAAAUACUACCUUACUAAAUCCUCUGCAUUUUCCUGAGUACAAGCAUUAAUAAAUGACAAUUAAUAUAAAAAAUAGUGGUGUUUCUAGGCAGUUUGUUGUACAAUUCAUGAAAUUAGUAUACAAAACCGAUAUGAGAGGGCGGCAUAUGCAAAGGAGAAUAUUAAAAUAUCUGUCUGAACAUCA
Molecule: messenger RNA, 773 nt
Organism: Ceratosolen solmsi marchali
Lineage: Eukaryota; Metazoa; Arthropoda; Insecta; Hymenoptera; Agaonidae
Exons: 3
Coding region: 22-639 (205 amino acids)
Source: RefSeq, a predicted model, not a curated record